AAUCAUAAAUUCGAGUUUUGCUAACCUUCACAGUUAAAUUAUAAUCAACUUUUAAAACCUUCAACAAUUUUAAAUCAGUGCGUUCAGAUAACGAUAGUUCCAAGGGCAUUCCAGCAUCGGCCUGCAUUUCUAAGAAACGUCGAAUCAUCGCUUCACUUCGUGCGUCAAAUUGAUAUUUACGCAACGCCACUUUUUAGCACAUGUAUAAUCCCACAGCGCUGCAGAAUUAGAAAAGCAAAGAAAAUUUCAAAAAAUCACCCUCUACCAUCGGCCCCGAACAUUAUCCGUAGCCCGUAUAGUCGGUCUUAAACACACAGCGAAAACAACAAUUCAAAGAUUACCAACAAUUCGCGGGGAAAAUAAAAGCCAUUGAUUAGCGCUACGAAACUUGCAAUUACUUCCCUCCAUAGUGCACUGGUGGGAGGAUCCGGUGUAAAGUCAGAGGAGCGCACGGGUUCGCGCGCUUCACUCGAUCUCCGGCGCUUGGCAAGAUUAUUUAUUUAUUUUUUAGAUAACGCGAAUUUUGUAAUAAAAAAAAGGACCGUCGGCGCAGUCAAGAUGAUGCGCUCCUUCGCUCUCGUUGCGCUGUUCUGCGCUGCUACCAGGGCUGUUGAAUUCAAAGACUGCGGCUCCACUGCUGGAAACUUCGACAAAGUGGAAAUUUCGAACUGCGACUUGAGCGCGCCCGCCUGUGUAUUGAAAAAGGGCACCGAUGCAUCCAUUGGUCUUCACUUCACUCCGAACAAGGCAUCUAGCAGAGUAACCGCUGUGGUCCACGGAAUAAUCGAGGACAUCGACGUGCCUUUCCCGAUUCCCAACGCCGAGGCUUGCUUCGACAAUCAUUCUGGUGUCGUGUGUCCUCUUCCCGCUGGCACUGGAACUAGCUAUCACGCUAAUCUGCCUGUUCUCGCCAAAUAUCCCACGGUUUCCGUUACUGUGAAAUGGGAGCUGAAGGACGAGAAGGGCGCCAACAUUGUCUGCGUUGAAAUACCUGUGUCCAUUCAGUGAUCGUUGAAUUAGUAAAAUGUACAUAAUUGUGCACCGUGAAUGAAUUAUAAGGAAAAAAUUAUCGCCCCCUGAAAUACCCUUAUAUAGCGAUGUGAUGUGUUUGAAUGUAAUAAAGGUACAUUAUUAAAAAUCAUUCUUCAAAGUUUGAAAA
This is a messenger RNA of Nasonia vitripennis (jewel wasp), 1159 nucleotides long. RefSeq names its product NPC intracellular cholesterol transporter 2 homolog a. The transcript is spliced from 4 exons. Lineage: Eukaryota; Metazoa; Arthropoda; Insecta; Hymenoptera; Pteromalidae. Bases 559 to 1008 code for a protein of 149 amino acids. Gene Ontology annotation, biological process: intracellular cholesterol transport. Gene Ontology annotation, molecular function: sterol binding. The record is from RefSeq and is a predicted model, not a curated record.